Batrachochytrium dendrobatidis JAM81 is the source of this 2205-nucleotide messenger RNA. RefSeq lists its product as uncharacterized. The transcript has 11 exons. Gene Ontology annotation, cellular component: katanin complex. Lineage: Eukaryota; Fungi; Chytridiomycota; Chytridiomycetes; Rhizophydiales. Gene Ontology annotation, biological process: microtubule severing; microtubule depolymerization. The record is from RefSeq and is a predicted model, not a curated record. The coding region runs from base 1 to 2205 and encodes 734 amino acids. Gene Ontology annotation, molecular function: microtubule binding.
AUGCAGUCCAAUAACCGAAAUGCGCAGAGCAGUGCUUUUACCGACGAUACUGACAUGAGAAAAUUUGAGAAUAGUUGUGCUAUUUCAAGCUCCGAUACAGGUCCUUUACAUGCUAAUACAUCUCGGAUUAUCAGUGGAUUUACUGCUCAUGCCUCAAAGACAAACUGCCUUCGUAUCGGCCCAAAGUCCGGACGAGUGAUUGUAACUGGAGGAGAAGACCGCAAAGUAAAUUUAUGGGCAGUGGGCCGAACAUCUGCUGUUUUGAGCUUAUCAGGGCAUUCUAGUCCAGUAGAGUGUGUUUGUUUGGACUGGCCCGAAGAGCUGGUAGUGGCAGGUUCAUCUUCUGGAUCACUCAAGUUGUGGGAUUUGGAGCAUGCCAAAGUGAUCAGGACUUUGUCUGGUCAUAGAUCUAGUGCAACAUCAGUACAGUUUCACCCAUUUGGCGAGUUUUUUGCGUCUGGAUCAAGCGAUUGCACAGUGCGUCUUUGGGAUGUCCGGCGUAAGGGUUGUAUCCAAACCUAUAGUGGACAUAAGAAUAGCAUUGAUUAUCUUGAAAUCACACCUGAUGGGAGAUGGAUUGCUUCUGUUGACACUGAUGGAGUGGUCAAGAUUUGGGAUAUGACAGCUGGAAAGCUUUUACAUACUAUAUCUGGCAGCUCAGAAUCUGUUGCAUCUUUGUCAUUUAGUCCCUCUGAGUUUAUCCUUGCAACAUCGUCACUUGACGGAAAUUUCCAUAUUUACGAUCUUCAAAACUUUGAAUGCAUUUCAAGUUCUUUUCAAAAAUUAAACGGGGUUUCAAAAAUAUCUUUUAGCGGUGACGGUCACACUCUUGCAACUUCAUCAGUAGGCACUUUUGAUAUUUGGAAAUGGGAUCGACCUCAGCAGUCUCCUAUGUCCUUUGCUUCUGGAUGGUCGAAUAUUGUUGAUUUCAAGUUUUUAUCAGACACCAAUAGUAUCAUAGCCUGUAGCGUGGAGCAGAGCUUUGUAGAAGUUUGGGCUAUAGAUAUUACUGCUUCUCCCAAGGGUAGAAAAGGCUCAGCUGCGCAAUCAUUAUAUCAAACUACAAAAGACUCUUUGGCACAAGUUGAACAUACUGCUGAACAGCUGUCAACUGGGUCGGUAUUUCCAAGUGCACAGCUUGAUCAGCAAAUUCCAUCCGAGUUUUUUAAAAACGCAACCAAUCUUACAGAUUCUGAAGCAAAUGACAAUUCUCUACACCAGGAAAAAGGAAAUUCAAUAUCGGGGAACAAUAUUUUUAUGCCACCUGAGUUUUCUCAAUUGAAUUUGGAAUCUAAUGAAAAUGCUGCUACUGAGCCUAUACAGUCUUUACAGCAUGAGCUACCCAAUUCACGAUCACUUAAUUCAUUGCCUUUAUAUACCGGAUAUAUGCCAUCACAAUCUUUUAAUGCACCAGCUGAUAGUCUUAUUGAGCAGUCUUGCUCCAUAGCUUCAUCAUCUUUAAAUCCAAAGCAGCUUUCUGGGUCUAUAGAAUUGAAUAUACAACCAUUCACUACAUCCCAAUCCAAUACAUCGUCCUAUAUUCCAGCAUGCGACGGAAACCGCCCGUUGAAUUUGGAUCUUUCUCGAUUUAUUAAACAUCAGUUUCCUGGAAGAGCAAUGCAUCCAAUUCCAUUAUCUAUUAGCGAUACUAGCUCUACAGUUUCCAGUGAUCAGGAUGUUAUCGAGUCUGUCUUGAACCGACACGUCUCUAUGGUGACAGUUUUAAAUACCCGUCUUGAAAAUAUUCGCCUUGUUCGAGAAGUUUGGUCCGAAAAUAAUCCAAAAUUAGCUUUGGAUGUAGUCUGUAAAUUGGAAGAUCGCAGUGUUUUAGUAGAGUUCCUAAGGAUUCUUAAUUUAAGACCAAGACUAUUGACUCUUGAGAUUGCUGUGCAAAUUCUACCAUUGUCUUGCGAGUUGUUGUUUGAGAUGUAUGAAGAUUAUAUUCAAAUUGCCUGCUCGACAGUGCUUCUUCUUUAUAAAAACUUUUCUGGUAUUAUCAUGGAUACAUUACGUGCAUCACGGACACCAGUACACACAAUGGAUAUGGCAUUUGAGGAUAGGUUGAAUCGCUGCCGAUCUUGUCUUGAUGGAUUUACCCAAUUUUCUCAAAUUCUUGGCGAGAUGCGCAAAUACCAUGGGAAGCUGGGCGAUCAGAUUCGUGAAAUAUCUACAGAGCUGGAGUUAUUUUGUGAGAGUGCGUAUUGA